AUGAGACUUGCGGAUUCCCAGAGGACAAUGAGACUACAGGAGCCGGAGCGAGCCAAAGCGCAGCGCAAGAUUCUCAAACCGCUGAUGGAGAAACGGCGCAGGGACAGAAUCAACGUGAGCCUGAGCCGCCUCCAGAGCCUCGUGCUUCCAGCGCAGGACGGCACAGCGCGCAGAGUGGAGAAGGCGGAGAUUCUGGAGCACACAGUCCAGUUCCUGACGGACCAGAGCAUUGGGCCCCCGCAGGGCUCCCAGGGGCCCCCGGAGCAGCUUUAUCUCUCAUUUCAGGACGGCUUUUCGACCUGUCUGCACAGAGCCGCUCGUUUUCUGGAGUCUGGAGAGAAGACCCAGUGGCUGACCCCGACUUUGGACGCUGCGCUGUCGCGGCGGGGGAUGGAUCCAUGCUCUGUUUCCAUCCGUCUGAAGAAGACUCCACAUAGUGCGCUCCGGGAGCUGACGCAGAGGCGCACAAUCAGCGUGAGCGCAAUAACGAACAGUUAUCAGUCCCAGAAAAGCGCACCACGACCCCCGGCCCAAAGUGCGGAGUGUGGACAGAGCACGAAGCCGAGCCUCGGGCCGCAGAGCCUGUGGAGGCCGUGGCCCUGA
Molecule: messenger RNA, 603 nt
Organism: Periophthalmus magnuspinnatus
Lineage: Eukaryota; Metazoa; Chordata; Actinopteri; Gobiiformes; Gobiidae
Product: transcription factor HES-2-like
Exons: 3
Coding region: 1-603 (200 amino acids)
Biological process (GO): regulation of transcription by RNA polymerase II; regulation of neurogenesis; anterior/posterior pattern specification
Cellular component (GO): nucleus
Molecular function (GO): DNA-binding transcription factor activity, RNA polymerase II-specific; protein dimerization activity; RNA polymerase II cis-regulatory region sequence-specific DNA binding
Source: RefSeq, a predicted model, not a curated record